This is a messenger RNA of Triticum dicoccoides, 2142 nucleotides long. RefSeq names its product protein LAZ1-like. The coding region runs from base 604 to 1713 and encodes 369 amino acids. The record is from RefSeq and is a predicted model, not a curated record. Lineage: Eukaryota; Viridiplantae; Streptophyta; Magnoliopsida; Poales; Poaceae. The transcript has 7 exons.
UAUGUUUCUUUGGUAGAUCCAAAUAUCACUGUUUACUGUGGCAUCUUGCGCGAGGGUUACGAAGCAUUAGCUAUGUACUGCUUUGGAAGAUAUAUCACUGCAUGUUUAGAGUAGAUUCCGCUUGUACACUGCUUUACUUGGGGUAAUUUGGAAAGUUGGCGAGAGGUAAGGUCCUAGGGAAGCAGACUAAUAUCACAACAUAGCAACAGCGAGAACAUUGGUAGAUUGGCAUCAGGCAUUUGUUUCAAUGGGCAGUAGUGACUAUUGGUCAGCUUUCUGGGAUUGAACACCCAGCAACAGCGAGCACCAUAGAUUGUUGUACUCCUAGGCUCCUAGCAAGUAGCAACAGCAGAGCCCGCAACAUCUGCUGAGUAUCAUGGCCUCACGGUUGCUGGGAUCUUGAAGAAACGGUGCUUUUCUUGGAUCUGCUUCUGAUUCACGAUGGCCAAAGAGCUUGAAGAAACAGCGGCAGCACGGGAACUGCCCCCUGAUGCCAUAAAAAAGAACAUUGGUAUUUUGGCAUCAGGCAUCUUUGCAGCAAUUCACUUGAUCCUACAAUGGCCUGCCAAGCCCAGUGCAUAUCCAUGACUAUCCGUCUUAUUAAUGAUGGGUGGGGAAGAAAAAACGAUAGCCUUUUUGAAGAGGGAAGGCGGCUCAGAUUCUAGGCAACCCCUUUUGCAUCAUGCUUCCGAGAAAGGAAUUAUACACCAUCAUUUUCCCGUGAAUUAUAUUUUGAAACCCUGGCGAAUGGGAACGCGAUUUUACCAGAUUAUCAAAUUUGGAAUCUUCCAAUAUGUGAUUAUAAAGACACUCACAGCUAGCUUAUCUCUUUUUCUAGAAGCUUUUGGUGUAUAUUGUGAAGGUGAAUUCAAUUUACGAUGUGGAUACCCUUAUUUUGCUGCAAUCCUGAAUUUCAGUCAAUUUUGGGCCCUAUACUGUUUAGUAGAAUGGUACACAGCUACCAAGGACGAAUUGGCACAUAUAAAACCUCUGGCUAAGUUUCUUUCGUUCAAGUCAAUAGUAUUCUUGACUUGGUGGCAAGGGGUGGUGAUUGCAAUAAUGUAUUCUUUGGGCCUGCUUAGAAGUCCUUUAGCCCAGAGCUUGCAGUUAAAAUCAAGUAUUCAAGAUUUUAUUAUCUGCAUAGAGAUGGGCAUUGCGUCAGCUGUUCACCUCUAUGUGUUCCCUGCUAAACCCUAUGAGCUCUUAGUUAACCAGUCACCUGGAAACAUUUCAGUCCUUGGAGAUUACGCAUCCUCUGACCCUAUAGAUCCUGAAGAAGUCAAGGAGAGUAACCGGCCGAGCAAAAUGAAGCUUCCACAGUUCGAACCGGAUGAGAGAAGUGCAACAAACAUAAAAGAGAGUGUUCGCGACUUUGUGGUUGGCAGUGGGGAAUAUGUGAUCCAGGAUUUUAAGUUCACUGUUAACCAAGCAGUGCGACCGGUGGAGAAGCGGUUUGAUAAACUGCUGAAAAAGAAAGACAAGUAUAAGAACACCCAGGAUGACAACUGGGUGAGUGCAGCAUCGCCAGAGAGACCGGUUCGUGGCAUCGAUGAUCCGCUAUUAAGCGGGAGCACAAGUGACAGCGGGGUCUUGAAGGGCAAAAAGCAACGUAGAGUUGUCAGCACAGUUGCUACCGCGGAUAGUUGGGGAGGUGGUGAUAAGACGCCUGAUGGCUACAAGAUAAGGGGCCGCCGCUGGGCAGUGAAGAAUUGACGAUUUAACCAUGUGAAGGAUUGAUAUAUUUCAAACCAUAACACGUGAAACAAGGAAGCGGCUGGCUGUCACAGAAAUUACUGGUAACCUUCUGCAACGCUGGCCAUUUUUGUUGCCUAUGCAAGUUCACGGUGUGCUGUGUUGUAGGUAGCUGCAGCUCCUGAGUCCUGAUACGGUAGUCUCUGUGCAUAGCCUAUUAUUUCUUCUUUCCAAAAGGACUGGUAGAGGGAAUUGAUUGUUACAACUUCAAUUGGUGCUGCUCAGAAUUGAGAAGAAUCUUGUUCCGUACAAACGGGAGCCCCUCUACAACUGCCCCUUUGUUUACCGAUGUACCUAAUCUUGUGAUAUUAUUGUUCGGACAUCAUACUUCGUUACUGUAAAGAGCUGGUUGAAAUAACAAUAAAGGAAAUGUUGAUAAUGUGGUCUAUA